Molecule: messenger RNA, 4915 nt
Organism: Polypterus senegalus (gray bichir)
Lineage: Eukaryota; Metazoa; Chordata; Cladistia; Polypteriformes; Polypteridae
Gene: fbln1
Product: fibulin 1
Exons: 17
Coding region: 83-2185 (700 amino acids)
Biological process (GO): extracellular matrix organization
Cellular component (GO): extracellular region
Molecular function (GO): calcium ion binding; peptidase activator activity
Source: RefSeq, a predicted model, not a curated record
AAAAAAAAAGUGAGCUGCCGCUGUGCUCUUUCACUAACAGUCGAAGUGAAGGGGAAGAGUGCGUUCAAGCAGCUGGAGGAAAAUGUUCUCAAUGGGACCGUCAAACGUACUCUUCAUUUCUUUCUGUGGGAUUCUUAUCCGACAUGUGAAUACACAACCCUCAUUGGAAACUUGCUGUGCCAGUGGACUGGAAUGGGCUAAUCAGAAACAAGACUGUGCUGCUCUGCCUGUCAUAUCUGACCUCCAAUUGUGUAGAAUAAUGCAGGAGCAAUGCUGUGUGGACAAGAUAGAUUAUAAUUCCUGUAUGACUGGUGUCAAUCUAGCCAAACAACAAGGAGUAUGUGGGACUGUCUACAGUGACUCAACAACCUGUGAAGCCAAAACCAUUAAGAGAUGUUGCAACUGUUGUCACAUGGGAAAGGUUGCUCAGCAGCAAGGUAUGAGCUGUGAACAGAACCUUCAGUUUGGGUACCAGUGUAGCUUGGUGUUUAGAGCCUGCUGUGUUGAUGCCCUUGAGAACAACCCUUCACUGCCUGGACAGAAUGAUACUACAGACACCACCAGGCAACUUUCCAUUGAAACAGAAACAGAAGACCAUUAUCUCAAUGAUCAGUGCAGGGGAGCAGGACAAUGUUCACAGCGAUGCUUGAUUACGGAAUCUGGAGCAUCCUGCUCUUGUUUUGAAGGAUACAAACUCAAACCAGAUGGGCGCAGUUGUGAAGAUAUAAAUGAAUGCUUAUUGGGUUCCCAUCAUUGCCUGCCUGGUGAGGGCUGCAUCAAUACACUUGGAUCCUAUCGCUGUCAGCGGGUAGUUAGCUGUGGAACAGGGUAUGAACUAACUGACAGCAAUAAAUGCCAAGACAUCGAUGAAUGUGAGAUAGGAACUCACAACUGUGCACCAGACUUUGUGUGUCAGAACACACAAGGUUCUUUUCGUUGUCGGCCAAAGACACAAUGUGGAAAUGGUUUCAUUCAAGAUGCAUUAGGAAACUGCAUUGAUAUCAAUGAGUGUGUUGGCUCCAGUAACCCUUGUCCUACUGGGCAGAGUUGCCUUAACACAGUUGGGUCCUUCUCAUGCCAUCGUAAUGCACUCAACUGUGGCAGAGGCUAUCAUCUCAAAGAGGAUGGGACUCGCUGUGUGGAUAUUGAUGAGUGUUCAGACUCAACACAGCCUUGUGGGGAAGGCCACAUUUGUAUCAAUUCUCCAGGGACAUAUCGCUGUGAGUGCAGUGUUGGCUAUUAUUUUGAUAGCAUCAGCCGAACUUGCCUUGAUAUAAAUGAAUGCAGACGCUACCCUGGACGACUCUGUGCUCAUAAAUGUGAAAACUUACCAGGAUCUUACUAUUGUAGUUGUACUACUGGCUUCAAACUUGGCACAGAUAAAAGAAAUUGUGAAGAUGUGAAUGAAUGUGAUACCAAUCCCUGUAGCCAGGAAUGUGCUAAUGUUUAUGGCUCAUACCAGUGUUACUGUCGCCGUGGAUACCAGUUGAGUGAUGUGGAUGGAAUUACUUGUGAAGAUAUUGAUGAAUGUGCUCUUCCAAAUGGUGGUCAUAUCUGUACUUAUCGCUGCAUCAAUGUUCCUGGCAGUUUCCAGUGCACAUGCCCACCAACAGGAUAUACUCUUGCUUCAGGUGGACGUAGCUGUCAAGAUAUUGAUGAAUGUGUGACUGGAACUCACAACUGCACUGCUGAGGAAACAUGUUUCAACAUUCAGGGUUCCUUUAAGUGCUUGAUGUUUGAGUGUCCCAAAAACUACCGUCAAUCAGGAAGAGAACUGCAACAUGAAAAGGUUGAAUCAAUUCGUUGCAUCAAGUCAUGCCAGCCUCAUGAUAUCAGCUGUAUUAUGAAUAAUGUCCACACAAUCUCUUACACGGUCAUCUCCCUACCAACAUACAGAGACUUCUUCAGACCUGAAGAGAUCAUAUUUCUUAGAUUAUCACCCAGUCACCUGCCAAUGCCAUCAGAGAUUGUGUUUAAUAUUGUGGAAGGAGACGAAGGCAACUUUUUUGAUGUCAUCAAGCGAGUGGAAAACAACAUCAUAAUGGGUGUUGUUCGCCAGGUGAAGCAGAUAGUUGGACCAGCUGAAAUUGUUCUGAAACUUGCUACAAAUUUUACUGACAGAGGAAUCGUCUCUCAUCGCAACAUCGUCAACGUUCACAUCUUUGUUUCAGAGCACUGGUUUUAAUAGGAAAAAAAUUGAAUUAUGAAAUUAUUUACUGCAACUUUACAGUUACAGGAAAAUAAACAUGUAAUUAACAGACUAACUUAAGGUUAGCUUGCUGCAUUUUAUUGAACAUAAAUCAUACCUUUGGAUCACGUACGGUAAAUGAGAUAUUGUAACGCAGAGAAGAAAAUUGUGAAAUUGUAAUACUUCAAAAUCCGUUUUAGAUCUAGAGCUGCAGAAAAUGUCUGAAAUUUACAAGGUAGGCUCAGGCUUUACUUUUUGUAGGGUAAUUAUUUUUCUCUCUAAAGCCUUCACAUGCAGUCUAUUAACAAUCAGCUGAACAUGCCUACUGUGACCAAUGUGACAAUCAUAUAUCCAAAAGACAACUUUGAAAACUUCAUAAAUACAGUAUGUGCUAAAAUGGCAAGAUACAAAUAUGGCAGGUGCCAACCUAAGUAACCUUUCAAUAAAUAGCAAAUGUUCUAACCAUUCUACUCUCCUCUAGUUUAUUUUCCCAAAAUCAAAUACAAUAUAAAAUGUGCUUUUUUAUACGCAGUAUUUACAGAUUUAACAUUUCUUCUUCUUCUUCUUUCGGCUGCUCCCGUUAGGGGUUGCCACAGCGGAUCAUCCAAAAUUGUUGUCCGCAUAUUGAUUAGGCAAAUUUUUCACCGAACUAAAAAUGAAAAAACAAUGGAAUUGCUUUUACUUUCUGUGCACCUAUAGAUGUUUAUAAUUUUUUUUCUUACUGUGCUUACAUUUAUGCUAAGACACAACUAAUGACAAGCCAGGCAAAGCAAUGUGCCGACCACUGUAGCUAUUUAUGACAAAUCCGCACAUUGCUCUUUCUCAAUCACUUUUACUGAAAUUUCAUAUUACGUGGGACGUUCAAAAAGUUUUCACACUUUUCUAUUUUCGUUGGAAACGGUGAAGGCGAGAGGAGUAGUAAUUGGGCAUUAAGAAGUUAGUACGGCGCUGCAAAAAUUGCAUCGCAAACGAAGGUGACUAUAUAGAAAACGGAUGUAAUUUGUUUUUGAAACUCCUAAUAAAUAGAGUUAGAAAAAAAGUGCGGAAACCUUCUGAACGUCCCUCGUACACGGAAAUUGUCCUAAAUUCCAUUAGAGGUAUCUGCACGAAUACAUAUCAAAUAAACUGACGAAUACUGAAGUCCUAAAGGGGCAUGAGCAAAAAAAAAUGACAUUGACAACAUGUGCCCAGAAAAGAUUUCGUAAGCAGGCGAAACUUUCCCGUACACACGAGAAAUAAGAUUUUUUUUUUCGCAUGUCUCUGUAUGGGCUCCGAAAAAAUGAUACUUUGUACAACAUUUUAACAUAUCGUAACGCCCCGAUUGUAAGGAAGACUGCUAACCAUACACCAGUAAUUAUUAAAUGCUUUUUUUUUACUGUAUGCCCCGCUGGAUGCUAAAUCAUCGUCUCGACCUCCCGUUGUAUGGCUAAGGGAGAUGCCGUCGCCACCGACAGUUUAAAGAUUAAAGGCUUCAGGCGCAGUUCGGCAUUGCAGAAGCAAUCGCUUAAUCUCGUUUUCGCUGACGUUCUACAAAGUUCGACUCUAGGUAGCUGUCCCGGUCCUUUUUUAUGUCACUCAUCGAUCACAGCUCCGCCCCCUUUUUUUAGCAGUUGUACGGACCUCACCUGUACGGUUUCCUCGAGGGAUCUUGCGUUACCACUAUUAAAAGUUAUGGAUAGAUUUCAACCGGAAAAGGUCAGAGUUUUAAAUUGCAAAGGAAAAUUAUAAAGAAAUGAAGACUUGCACAGUGAAACCAGGUGAAAUGUAGUUAACUAACUUAAAAAAGAUUCAUUAUGAUUUUAACUGUAGAUAAUAAAACAGUAUCUCAGUUGUCUACCCAUAUACUGUACUGUACACCUGCCAAGACUCUAACUGCUGAAGACUUUAAAAAGAAUGGCAUCAUAUUGUUAUGCAGGUCUACAUUAACUCCAACAGAUGUUUAUAACUGAAAACAACCAUGAUUUUAUUUUACAUUGCUGAUAGAAUUAAAAACAAACUAUGAUACAAUUUCCACUUUAACUGUAACCAUAUUCAUUGUCUAGGGUGACAUAAACAACCAUCUGUCUGUGUGCAGUUACAUCGCAUUAAAACAUUUACAGAUGGAAAGAAAGAGCAUUUUGAAGUGUAGAAACUGUGAUGUAGCUUAUGCUUGUUGAAACUGCUAUGUGGUGUGUUUUUUAAAUAGUGGUUUCUUUUUCUGCACAACAUCAUAUAAAGAAUGUUAUAUUAUUUUUUACAGGGUUUCAAUGGCCUGUAUUGCAUAACCACUAUCAAACAGAUGUUGCAACUGUGUAAUAAUGAUAUCCUAUGCAAAUAGAAUUUAGCAACAAACAACUAACCAGGUAAUAUUAAAAUAAGUAACUGUAUACUAUGCUAACAAGUUAAAUUGUAAUAAAUGUUAUCAUCUGCAGAUUUUUGUCCAAUAGAAGUAAUUCCACCAUUUUACAGUAAACUAUAGUACUGUGAUCUAAAUGCAUAUUCUAUUGCUCUGAACAAAUUUUAAAAGCAAUUUUUUAUAUAUUUUAAAGUUAUGUCUUUCCAUCAUUUAACCCCCAUUAUAGAUGUUAAGACUUACUGAGUAUUUAAUUAAGAAGGAAUGAUGUUGAAUGUACUAAAAUAGACUGUGCCAAAAAUAUGACUGUUUGCUUUCUAGAAAAGUAUUAAAUCAAGUAAUAUGACUUUACCAAACCAUCAAUAAAUAAAAAAUAAAACAGAUUUUAUUAUUAA